AAGAUAACGUGCGAUAUGUAUGUGCGAUAUAAAUUUUGUCUUUGGCCUAAUAUUCUUCAAAAACCCUAGAUAGGCCUUCGAAUAAAGACUCAACAUUUGUUCCAAACUCGUAGGCGUUGAUAAAAUUGAUGGUAAUCCUCCGUGAAGAAUCCGGAUUUAAAGUGAAAGAUUUCUUGAAUAAGUCACGUCGAAUUCAUGAAGAAAAAGCUGUAAUCGUAAGAAUUGUUCCGGCUACGUCUCGAGAAUGAAAUUACUUGUAAUAAAUAACGUUAAGUUUAGAUCGCACGUAAUACGUUGACAACGAACGGUGGGGAGAGACUAUAAAAUCAGGAUUGCGAAUGUUUUUUUUUUCAGUUGUGAAUGUUCCCCGAUGGAAUCAAGUGUUCAAAAUAUUACGUGCGUUCUAUUGAUCUUUGCUAUCUUAGGAUGUUUCAUUGUCAGAAUCGAAGGGGACUUGGAUCAUAACGCUUUUGAUCUUAAAUUGAGGGCUCUUUUUAAAGUUAUUAAAUAUGUAUAUGAACGACCGCAACAGAUGACGAUCGGUACUAUUUAUGCAAUUACUUUAACAGAAGUCUCUCUGUUAAAAACAAUAUUGCAUAAAAAUACCCGUUACCUUGGCAAAACAUAUUCUCACGAUAUGAACAAAUUAUUCAAAUUUUCUUACAAUACGCGAAAACUGUUAACAAACGUCAUUAUUCCAAUAAAUGAUGAAAUGAAAGUGCUAAAAGAAGUAUUAAACGAUCCACAAAUUUGGAUGCGAGAAAUAUCUUGGAAAAAUGAAACUUUGAGUGCUAUGUUACCGCUUCCAUCUCAACGAUUAUCAUAUGCGAAUGGUGAAGAUAUAAUAAUGAAAGGAAGACCUAAUGAAUAUGAAAGUGAUUAUUGUCUUGUUGAAAUUGUUAAACAAAACUUUGAUAACAAAUGCUCGAUACCUUACAAAUGUAUACAGAUGAUAAUGAAAAAAGAUAAUCCAAGAGGAUAUCCUCUUACACAUAGAUUACUUAUUAUACAAACUUUAAGAGCAAUGGGAUGUAAAGAAAAUCGAAUGAUGCCGUAUUUGAAAAUGUUACCUAUCUAUUGUUCACGUAUUCUUCGAGAUAUGAUUGAUAUUGAAAUAAUUGGAUUUCCUUAUAACACACGAGAUUUGUUAAUGGAACAAGUUGUUUUAUGCGGAUCAGAAGGAUAUUUGGAAUUCAUGGAUAAACAUUAUGAGAAUUUAAUUUUAAGCUGGUCUCAUCCUAGUGGUUGUUACAGUGCAUUUGGUUACAGAGAACUUACAUCGAAAAGUAACAUGAAUACCGAUUUUGGAUGUGAUAGUCAUGCUACGGGUCUUGGAGCUGCAAGUUUAGCAUUAUUUAUUCGCAAAGAUGUAGAAACUGUAUUCCAAUGAAUAUUAAUUAAAUUUUUAUUUUUAUGUAAUAUGUACAU
This is a messenger RNA of Polistes dominula (European paper wasp), 1428 nucleotides long. RefSeq names its product UPF0764 protein C16orf89 homolog. NCBI's taxonomy places the organism in Eukaryota, Metazoa, Arthropoda, Insecta, Hymenoptera, Vespidae. The record is from RefSeq and is a predicted model, not a curated record. Gene Ontology annotation, cellular component: membrane; cytosol.